CCAGUGGCCGCCUUCGUAUAAACUAUACAAUUCCAGAGGAGAACAGCAGAGAUUGGGGAGAGAGAGUCUGAAAUGGCGAGGAUGAGUCUCCGUCGUGGGUCGAUAGCAGCUUCAGCAUUGGUUCUGGUGAUUGUUACCUCACUAGUGUCGGCGAAGAGCUCAAAGGAUGUUACUGAGCUGCAGAUCGGUGUAAAGUAUAAGCCAGUAUUUUGUGACAUUCAGGCACACAAAGGUGACAGAGUCAAAGUACACUAUCGGGGGAAACUCACAGACGGAACUGUUUUUGAUUCCAGCUUUGAAAGGGGUGAUCCAAUUGAGUUUGAGCUUGGCAAUGGUCAAGUGAUUAAAGGAUGGGACCAAGGACUAUUGGGAAUGUGUGUAGGAGAGAAGCGAAAGUUGAAAAUACCUGCAAAACUUGGAUACGGAGAGCAUGGUUCCCCACCCAAGAUCCCAGGCGGUGCGACACUCAUCUUCGACACAGAACUUGUGGCGGUUAAUGGGAAAACUGGCGCUGGAGGGAAAACAGAUGACAGUGAGCUAUAGUGAGAGAAAUUAGAAGUUGAGGUCCUGUUUCCGAUUAACUGAAUUUUGGUGAUUCAGUGGCUUUGUAUGGUGUAAUGAAGGAUAGAUUGAUUCACUUAAGACAUGGAUAAGGUUCCUCCUCCUCGCUUACAUCUCUAGGCAUUUAGGGAGGAAACUCCAAUGAACUUUGAGCUAAGGUGUUCUUUCCUUGAAUCUUACUUUAACUCCUUUUGUGACUUAAAAAGCUGUAAUAAAAUUCUCAGACUUGAAAUUCA
This is a messenger RNA of Diospyros lotus (date-plum), 797 nucleotides long. RefSeq names its product FK506-binding protein 2-like. The record is from RefSeq and is a predicted model, not a curated record. The transcript has 6 exons. Gene Ontology annotation, molecular function: peptidyl-prolyl cis-trans isomerase activity. Bases 73 to 543 code for a protein of 156 amino acids. NCBI's taxonomy places the organism in Eukaryota, Viridiplantae, Streptophyta, Magnoliopsida, Ericales, Ebenaceae. Gene Ontology annotation, biological process: protein peptidyl-prolyl isomerization.